This is a messenger RNA of Brassica oleracea var. oleracea, 1214 nucleotides long. Its product is annotated as transcription factor MYB1R1-like. The record is from RefSeq and is a predicted model, not a curated record. Bases 117 to 905 code for a protein of 262 amino acids. The transcript is spliced from 4 exons. Gene Ontology annotation, biological process: response to auxin; response to gibberellin; response to ethylene. Gene Ontology annotation, molecular function: DNA binding. Lineage: Eukaryota; Viridiplantae; Streptophyta; Magnoliopsida; Brassicales; Brassicaceae.
UCACACCUACGUCUCUUUAUCUGUACGGUUCUAAAGAGAUUGAGAAAGUGGUAAUAAUAAAAAAAAAAAAAACCAAAACAGACGCAAGGGGGCAAAAUCGGAAAAAAGCAUUCAAAAUGGCCGCCGUUAGUAGCUCGUCGGAGACCGGAGGCGGUGAGAAAGGAGAGAUCAUGUUGUUCGGAGUUAGAGUCGUGGUCGAUCCGAUGAGAAAGUGCGUGAGUUUGAACAAUCUCUCUGAUUACGAGAAGUCUUCUCCUCCGGAGGAAGAGAUCCCCAAGAUCGGAGACGGAGACGCCGCCGGUUACGCCUCCGCCAAUGACGCUGUCCAGAUUCCGUCGUCCUCCGGCGGAAACCGCGAGAGGAAACGAGGAAUAGCAUGGACAGAGGAUGAGCACAAGAUGUUCUUGCUUGGUCUGCAGAAAGUAGGCAAAGGAGAUUGGAAAGGGAUAUCUAGAAACUUUGUCAAGAGCAGGACGCCUACUCAGGUAGCUAGCCACGCUCAGAAGUACUUCCUCCGCCGGACCAAUCUCAACCGUCGCCGGAGAAGAUCUAGCCUUUUUGACAUCACAACCGAGACGGUUACAGGAAUGGUGCACAUGGAGCAAGAUCAUCAUGCUCAGGACAACUCAUUACUACCUGAGACUAACUUCAGCUCUGGACAUCAGGUUAUGCAAGUUUUCCCUGAAGUUGCAGUGCCGACAAGAACUGAGAAGGCACCACGGACGGUCCCAGUAACCUUCCAAGCAAAUCCUCCAUUCAAUCUAAACACAGAUGCUCCGCUUUCUCUCAACCUCUCUCUGUCCUUUAAUCUUAAUGAACAAUCCAACUCAAGACAUUCGGCUUUCACUAUGAUGCCAAGCUUCAGUGACGGAGACAGCAAUAGCAGCAUCAUCAGAGUUGCUUAGACCUAUAAAAGCCAAGGGGAUAAAAGAACAAUAACAACAGAGGAAGGGGCUUUAGAGAUGGACGAACUGUUGUUUAGGGGUUCUUCAUCAUCUAUGUUUUGUAUUGUUUGUAAAACUCUGCUCUGUGUGUGUGGUUUGUUUUGUGGUAUGUAAGUUAAAAGAAGUUGUGACUCUCAUGUGGCCCAUCUCAAUCAAUGGUUGGUUGGUGAUUUGUGGGGCUUUCUAUAUCUUAUCUUUUGGGAUAAGCUAAAAUGUAUGUAUGUGGUUCAUCGAAUAUCUUAUCAGGAUCACCUUUAAUUCCAUAAAUAA